Molecule: messenger RNA, 837 nt
Organism: Seminavis robusta
Lineage: Eukaryota; Bacillariophyta; Bacillariophyceae; Naviculales; Naviculaceae
Source: the annotation of a GenBank genome assembly
AUGCAAGCACCAACAAGCAUGACUCUACCAACCGCCCCAGGCAUCAACUUCCACAGACAUGAAAUCCCUGCUUGGUUGCAAACACGGUACAUCGAGACAGGAUACCGAGCCAACCUAAACUUUUUGCAAUGCUUCACGAGUAUCUUCUCGGUGCACAACGAAGUUGUGGCGAUCUGGACACACCUAUUGCCGGCUCUAGUCUUUGGCGGCUUGACAGCCUCCUUUUUCUUUUCCAAUCACCGACACAGUGCAUUGUUCGCUCAAACGAGCUUUUCCUUUACGCUCGUGUUUACGGCGUCUGCCUUUAUGCACACAUUCAACCCCAUCAAUGAAGAGUGGCACUUGUGGACUCUUGGACUCGACUGGGCAGCCAUUGCCUUUGUCAUCUACGGAGUGGGCCAUUCACUCUCCUCACUGGUGUACUAUCAUGACCCCAGGCGUCAGGAUAUGUGGAAGCUUGCAUUUGCCGUUCCUUGCUCUGCCUUUGCAAGCAUUGCUUCCUGGGGUGGCUUCCACUAUCUGCCGCAGGUGACCAAGAUCUCACUGGUCUUGCUCCCGAGUUUGGCCAUUCUUGCCUUCGGCUUUGAUCUGUGUCAUCGACUGCCAUCCCAUGAACUCCAAAUUGUCAAGGAUGUCAUGCGAGUGCCACUUCUCUUGACCAUUUCGGGCAUCCUUGUCUAUGGCGCACAGUUCCCAGAGCGACAAUUCCAAGAUAUCAACUUCGACAUGACGCGGGGUCAUCACUUGUACCACCACGUUUGGAGCUCUGCCUUUGCAUUCAUCUAUUUGAGAAACACUUGGAAGUGGGCUCAGAAGAUUGGCAUCAAGCACUACUAA